CGAGGUUUUAAUAUGGCUGUGAGAUCUCCAAAAUAUAUUUCUUUCGGUUGAUCUUAACAUAAUAAUCAGGAAUAUCAACAAUUUUCCCUCUUCCGUCUCUAUGAUUUUGGAGAGAUGCAGAGUGAGAGUGAUUCCGACAAUGAGUUCUUCGAUGCUGCAGAAAAACUUAAUUUAUCUGAGUCUUUCUCUUCAGAUUCGAGGUAAGGAGACUUUACGUAGCUUGAAUGCUAAUAUUUUUUUCCUACGUAGAUUCCAACUCGUGCAAAAGUGCUUCGUUUCAUCGUCAUUCAUGGAAAUUUCUGUGUUAAUUAUUCUGUUUGUAGCAAGGGAUAAUUAUUAUUCCUACGCUUACAUUUGUCUGUGCGCGAUUUACUUUCAGUUUGUUGCAAAACAACAUUCUUCUGGGAAUUUUAACAUUUUAUAAGCGCUUAAAUCUUUCCUGCUUUUCUCAGCCUUUAGUUUUCUUCAAAUUUUGUUUUGUUCUUUUGCAGAGGGCCAAAGGAUGAAGAGACCGCACAAAAGGUAACUUUGUUUACCUGCAUUUUAACUGUGCACAUGUGCCACAUAAUCAGCACGAAAUUUUAACGCACUUUGAACAGGACGAACACCUGUCAUCACUCUAUGAUAUUUAAUCCAAAUAAUCCAUUCAUUGGGUUUUUAAUCGUUGCAUUUAUUUUUAAUGGUGGCUUCUGCCCGUGACUGUAGGUUUUCUCUUGUGUCUCUUGUAUGGACUUGUGGCGUUGUGUUUCGGGAAUACAAUCAACGUCAAAUAAAUUCUCUUUAGCUACUGUCAUUUUUCUAACAAAGGUAAACGGUGUCAAUUUGAUCUUAAAUUCUAAAUGCGAAAUGUUUAUUUUUUGCAACUUACACAACAUAUUCUGUGGGUUUUGCAGAUGAGAUUAUUUUCUGGCAGUUGAAUAUACCUGAAUUAUUAUUUUUAUUGCAAAUGAAGUUAUGAAAAGUGAUGCAAGACUGCAAAUGAGAAUAUGCAAGUAAAUAUAGAGAUAUGAAUGACAAUGGAUUUUCCACACAGGAACAUACAUGCACAUUUUUGUUAUAUUUUUCUGUUGUUUAUUUGGUGUUAGUAACUGUGUUAACAGUUAACAGUUAACAAAUUCAUAUAUGUGGUAACUUGGAGGAGAGAUUGAAGUAAGUAUUUGGGCACUGAAAAUAUACUUUGGAAUAUCGUUUUGCCAAAAUUUGGAAAUAUGGAAUUAAAGGAAUAUUUUUGAUGUCAAUUAAUGGCAGAAUUUUGGAAACAGGAGGUCUAGAGAAUUUUUUUUUAACAAUUAAGCAGCACACUCAAUAAGUCAGCAAGCCUUGUCUAGCUACUGGCCAGAAAAUUAGAUUUUAAGUUUCUACAAUAAAAUGAAUCUAUCAUCUUGUCAAUGUGUCAUAGGGUUAGAAGUAAUAUGCUGAUAUUUGUUUGAUUUCUUGUAGGAUGUAGUGGAUGGACUAUUUAGAGAUCAUUCAACUGAUAUUUCUUUGAACGACCAGACUCCAGGAGAGGACUCAGUUCAGGCAGAAAGUUCUGUGGUUGAGCAAACAAAAGAGGCAGACAUUGUCAAAACUCAUGGGGAGAGCACUGCUUUCCAUCAGUCAACCAGUGAUUUGGGCAACCGAGAAGAAACCAGUGAUGCAUCUUUACCUUUACACAUGACUCAUAAUGAUUGUAAACUUGACCCAGAAAUAACAGAUCCAAAUAGUUCAACAGACUUUCACAAUGUAGCUCAGGCUUGUUUAGGUGAAAGGGAAGUACAAAGUGACAAAAUGGCGACAAAGGAGACAACUGAAAGCAUUGUCACAAAGGAGAGUGUAGGGUCUAAUGCUACUGUUGUGAAAAAGACAGAAUUUGCAAAAAGCAAAACAGAUGCCAGUCAGAUUGUUGCUGAUGUUGUUGAGAGUAUAGAACAGGAAAGUGCACCUCCUGUAGCUCCUCCCAGAAGACGGAAGAAAAAGAAGAAAGCUUCCAUAGGAGACCAGGUGAGUUUACAAAAGAUGUGUAAUGGAUGAUGUAAUAAAAGUUAAGUAUCCUGAAGUCAGAAUCACAGGUUUUCUUUCUACAAAUACAACCUUCUGUACACUGUAAUUCUCCCACAACUUUUCUAAGAAAAAAAGACUUGCUCCAUAGUGGCAUGAUUGACUGCACUCACUUGCAGUGUUAAUAAAAACUCAUCUACAUUCCAGCUCAUCUCUGACAAUAGCUUGAGUUUGGGAGACAGGGUGGUGGUGAUGACCGGUGUGCUAGUCACAAUCUUUGCAUCAAAAUGUCCAAGUCUGGAAGCCUUACUCAGGGGUCAUUGUGGUGUGUUCUAAGAACACACCACAAUGCACAAUGCCCUAAGAGUGACCAGCAUCUAAUUUCUCCUUACAAUAUCACCUCUGAACCAAACCUUAAGGUACCAAGAAUUAAAGAAAUGAUCAUCAACUAAAUAAAGCUCUUAGUUGUUAAAAAAUUCCUCCUUGUCACCACCAUAGGAACUGUACAGGGAACAGUAUGUAGAAUAUGCAUACAGAUGUCAGGGUAUAAAGGGUGAGGAACAAAGCGAUAGCCUCAUGUCAGCUAUACCUCUCUAAUCCUUGUAAGGCUGCAUAGUAGUAAUAUCUAUUUAAAGUAUUUUCCAAGUUCAACAGAAGUUAUUCCUGAAGCGGAAAGCCCACCGUGUUGACUUCCUCUUUAUUACCUUUUAGAAACCAGGGUCACCUACACCUUCAGAAAGCACUGGGCCAGACUCUGCUGUCUCUACACCUACAGAACCAGAAACACAUAUUCCUGCAAGAGUGUUUGCCAAAGCAGUUCUCUCUAAUGAACAGGAUAGCACAACAAAAGAAUUCGAAUUCCAAACUACUGGAUCUAAUCAAGACAAUCCUAGUAUUCAUGUUGAUGCAAAUAACAAGGAGAUGAAAACUGUGCUGGACAGAACAAGUUCAACAGAAGUUAUUCCUGCAUUGACUUUAGAUUCCAGACUGAAAUCUGACAGUGUGGCCUCCAUUAAUAGUGCAAAAUCAGAUAGCUAUGGAAGUGUUGCAAGUAAUUUAUCAAAUGGUAUUUCUGAAAAAGCGGGUUCAUUCACUUCUGUUGCUAGUAGUUUUUCAGUUCAUCAACCAUUUGGAUCUCACCAUGGUUUAGUACGAUACAGAUCAGCUUCAGGAAGACCCUUGUCUGAUAUUGUAAGUACACUCUGACUUCUUGCACACAACUGAUACCAUCACACAGGGCUUGAGAGUAUGACUGACACAGGUACCAAUAGGACUUACAUUUUCUUGCUAUAGACUAACAGUUCUGGCCUCAUCACCACUUUGGUUACAAGAUUUUUGUUUAUUUUAUAUCAAAAGUUAAACUAGUCAAGUUUGAAAGUACAUCAUAUAUACCUAGUAGUUGUCUAUUUUUAUUUCCAUCUAUUAGGGUUUUCUGUUUUUAAGGAGUCGCUUUUGAAUUUUAAUAUAUUUCAUUAAGAUUGGAAUUAGAUAUUUUUAAUUACUUUUGUGGUCCUAAGCUUAAAAAUAUCCAGUUCCCCAAUCUAAGACAUUGUGCAACACCCAAAGCAGGUUUUACAUGAGAGUUCUAAUCUUCUCACUUAAAUGUCUCCUCCACCAUGGUCUCUAUUUAAUCACUCAAGCUUCUAAGUGUGUUGUAAUUUUUUGUAGGAAAUUUUAGAACAAGUGAUGGUAAAAAACCUUGACACUGGUGAAGCUGUACCACUGAGUGUAGCAGAGGAAAAAUUACCAAAAUGUACCAACCCUUUGGCUUUACAGAUCAUGAGAUUAACAUCUGAGUAUUCAAGGUAACGUUACCCUCUAACCCCUAAGAGUGACUAGUAUUUAAUUUCUGCCUACAAUUCACCCCUAGAUUCAAACAUUCAAGUUAUGAGAAUAAAGGAGAUGAUCACCAACUAAAAAAGGUCUUGAUUAUUAAACAAAUUCUCCUUGUCAGCUGCUUUGGAAAUGUGAUAGGAACAGCAUGAGAAUAUGCAAGUUGAUAAGCAUGUUCAGGUGUAAAAGGUUAAUGACUACAGAGCACUGCUUUGUUUUAUAGCCAUUUUAAAGAUUGCAGGAUUACCACUAUUGAGGAGGAAGGUUUAAGCAUGAGACUAAACAUUUUGAUGAAAAAUACCUUCCCUGAUACAUGUUGUAUCUCUCUACUUUCCCUGUAAAUGUCGGGUGCUCUUACUGAUAUUUAUUUACUCAUAAUUUUUUCAGCAAUCCAGACCUUGCAAACCAAGAUAAUGAGGAUGGACUGGAACGAAAGGCUGCAAAGAAGACGUAAGCUAUUACCACUGUUUUUCUAUUUUCAAUUGUUAAUCAUUUUUAAGUUACUAAGAUUCAAUUUUAGAGGCCAAUGAAUAAGUUUAUGUUAACUUUAUUUCUCAUAGGAAAAAACUGAAGAAAUUUUUUGGGAAAAAAGCAAAGAAGCCUGAUAAACCUGCAAAAGGUUUGUGUGUCAUUGUAUUGGUUCAGGAAUAAGAAGACUUUCUAUUGGUGUACUGGUGUAAAAACCCGCAUGGGAUGUUGGGAGAACACUCGAAAAAUCCUCCAACAUCCCACAAGGGAUAUUAUAUUGGUAAACCUGUGGAAAGUGCAGUCUAUUGCUUUUAAGGUAUUCUACUCCAGUGCAAGGAGCUUUUGGUCAAAUUACAGUUUAGGUCAAACCUAUCAUAACUUGAACUUGAUGAGAUGGCAAAAGUAAAGUGACAAAGCCUGUUCCUUUGUUGGAUUUAGGAUAGUGAGAGGUCUUAACCACUUUUUGUACUGCUAAUAAGUACUUAUAGGAAUUUUUGAAAUCUUAUCAAAAGAUGCUAAAAAUAGUUUAAAAAAAAAUCAUCAUCUUUGAAAAAGAUGUUAAAUAUCUGUGUAAAAGUGUUGCCAGUCAAUCUGUACCUCAUGUUAUUAUGAUUACAUUUUAGCUCGCAAAGAAGAUAGUUCCUCCAGUGAUGAAGAAACUCCUCAGGACUCUCCAGCUCCUCUCAUCAAGGUCAGCUGAAGCUUUAAGUAUAUAUGUAGAUUACCUGUUAGUUCCAUGCUGUUAGUUCCAUUAUGUAGAGUGUUACCUGUAUGAGGGUGGUGGGACAUGUGACUGUUAAUUCCUAUACAAAGCAGGGGUAUGGAUAUGAUUCUUGUGUUGUUUGGGCUGAUUUUUUGUUUUGUAUCUUUGUGUAAUGGUGUUCUCCAGGGUCUCUAGUUUCCUCCCAUUACAAAAACAAACACUGCAAAUUCCAACUGAAGCAGGUUAAGGGUUACCUUAUGAGCAACUCACUGCUGAAUUCCAAAUUAAUAUUUAGUUUCCAAUUUUUCUUUCUCAAUUUAAAUGUUGCCUCUUGUUAAGUACAUUGUACCUGCUUGAGCACCAGUAUGGGAAACCCUUGCACCACCUAAUACAUUUUCCCAUGUCACAGCUGGCUUUCUUUUUUAUCUACACUUUUCAGGUGUAUCUCUCAUUGUUAUCAAAAUGCCCUAUGUGUUUAUCUUAAUUUCACCUAAUUUUUCGCAGAUAAAAUCUGGUCAUGGUAAAGGUCCACCUGAGUUUGAAAAGUUGAGAAUUUUGCAGGAUCUUAGUGGGGAGCAUGUGGUAUGUAAACUAUACUACAUUGUAACUUUAAAUAAAGAAACAUUAGUUCUUAAUUUUUCACAUUAGGUCUUUUAGUGGGGAUUUAAGGUGAUUAAGUUAAAAAGACCAUGGUGCCCAGUGCUUAUAACAGGUAUCUGUUGAUUGGAGUGGCAGGGAGUUUAUCAACUCCUUGUGGAUGGGAUUCUUUUUCAUGGCUGGUACCACUUUGACAGAAUUUCUCCUUACUAUCAAACAGAGAAGCAAUGAGAAUUAAGAAAGGUAUAAAUUAGAGGAUAAUUUAUUGAUCCAAUACCAAAUUCUCCAACUGCAUGACAAACAGUAAGGAGGAUUACCAAUUAGAUCUUGAGAGUGAAUGGGGUAACCCUUAAGUAUUUUUUCACGUUACCCUGUUAGUUUGGGUACCAUGUGUGGAGAGAAGCUUCCCAAGAGUAAAUUGCCUUUCCCAGUAACACAACAUCCCCUUCCUGAACCCAGGAUGCUUACCAAUUUGUUUGCUGGUUAAAUUGAGCAACAUUUUAUUUAUUUGGUUUGUUAUUAUUCUUAUAUUUUUUUAUUAGGGAGCUGUGUGGACAAUUAAGUUUACUCUCUGUGGCAGACUUAUGGUAAGCUAAUCUCCUUCUCUACCAACAUGCUGGAGGUGAGCAUGAUAGAAAUUCUCUUUUACAGGUUAAUUCUGUUUUUUCUUUCUCACAAUUUGUUCUUAUUUUGCACCUGUAGGCUACAGCUGGUCAGGAUCAUAUGGUGGUAGGCAAAAAAAGUUUUAUUGGCACUAAUUCUCUUGACUCUACCACUCCCAAGAUUGAAUUUUAGUGUUUAAUUCCCCUGUCAACAUGUAGCUGCUUGUUAUUUCCUUUCGGAUCAAUAAAAUAAUUCAUGUUGUCAGUUUUUGUGGUAUUUCUUGUACUCACUUCACUGGUUGUAUAAUUGUUUUUGAGAAUUCAAACCUUGGUUUUCUUUGUGUUAAUGUGUAGAGAGUUUGGGUGCUUAAGGAAUCUCAAGGUUAUUUUGAAGAAAUGAGAGCAAAAUAUUCAAAAACAGGUAAGAUUGCAUUACAUGGGAUAAGCUGAAUAUUAAAGAAUUGUGUAAGUUAUCUAAAGUUUUUUUGCUAGCAGAUAAAGGAGCACUUGAAUGAGUAUUACAGUAUUAUGGUGUGAGUUGCUUUUUCAUUUGCACUCUGCUUGGUAUUUGUAUUUGGAGGUCUCAAAUUAUUGUGUAUAAGGAAAUCUUGAACAUUAGAGAAAUUUUUUCAAACAUUGCUUGGAUACAGUGUCUAUCUUUCAGUUCAAUUAAGUGGGGCCCGAAUGAGACUUAAUUUAAAGAGGAUGACAUAUGACAGCCAAUAACCCUGUAACCCUGUUUGUUUUUUGCUAGCUUGUUUGUUUGUUUAAUAAAUAUAUUUAUUUUUUAAGGUGAUAAUUCAUCAUCAGAACAAGAACCAAAUUCAGAAGAAUACUCACAAAUGGAGGAAACUUUAAAAGGAGGUGAAGAAAACACAGUAGAUGCUGUAGAGGGGCAAACAGAAACCAGUGAAGCCAGUGAAGUUAGUUCCUCUUUUUCAUUUUGAAACCAAUUUUUUUUUGUUUCUUUGGUAAACAUUGUAGUAAAAAGUAAUGACAAAUAACUCCCUUGUGAAAUUGAAAACUUGUUCUUAAGUAGCCAUGUGUGAUUGUUUUAGGAGCCUGUUGCAGAAGCCCCUGUUGAAGAGGAUCUGGGCCCAUAUAUGAAAACACCUCUGUGUACUUAUUGUGGGCACACUGGAGAUGUUCUUGAUUUGUCUUGGUCAAAGGUAUGAAGAAAAAAAGUCAUUUUUUUUAUUAUUUAUUGGGGAGCAGACGUGAUCACUUGCUUAUUUUUACUCAUCAUUUUGUUAAUUUUUCUGACAGAACUACUUUCUUUUGUCCUCCUCAAUGGAUAAGACUGUAAGGUGAGCACAUUAAAUUUGAUAGAUGGAGCCAUGUAUGGCACCAGUUUUCUCCGUCAGAUUACUUGUUACAUUUUCAUUUCUUUCCUGUGUAUUUUUUUAAAUAAUUAUUUUCGGGAGAAUUAUUCUGUUUACCUGGGGGGGGGGAGAAGGGGGCACAAAAUAUUUUGAGAGAUUUGAAGAACUGAAAUGAUCAAAGGGCAGAUUACAAGAUUUUUAAUAUUUGUUAUUGCAGGUUAUGGCACAUCUCCAGAUCUGAAUGUCUGUGUUGUUUUCAACAUAUAGACUUCGUGACAGCUAUUUGUUUUCAUCCAAGGGUAAGUAACUGCUAACUGCUAUGGUGAAAACGAAGAGAGUGUGUGAGGGAAAGGAAGGAAGGGUUUUUUUCCUUUUUUUUUUUUCAAAUCUGCCGUCGAUGAAACAUUUUGAUUUGUUAUUGAGAGAACAACACCAUGAAACACUACUUGCAUUUGGCGAUUUUUCAGACUUAAUACUAGUUUGGAAUGAUGUUAUUUUUUGCUUCAGGAUGAUCGGUAUUUCUUAAGUGGUUCACUCGACGGGAAAAUUCGUUUGUGGAACAUACCAGAUAAGAAGGUAGCAUUGUGGAAUGAAGUUGAAGGAACUGGUAAUUACCUUCAUUUCUUCUCUUGAUGUCUGUUUUCAACUAUUAUUUUUUCGAUAGCGCUUUUUGGUGGCAAUUUGUAUUGAAUGAAAUGUCACCCAAACGAGCAAAUUUAGACUGACGAGAAGUCUCUCCUUUUCAUUGGGGUCUGUCGCCAAAGAAUAAAAAGAAAUUAGUGAAAAAAAAAAUUGAUGUCAGCGCGUCACGUGAUGCUCUGGUUGUGCGCACUCCCAGAGUUCCGCGGGCCGCGCGACGGACAACGCCGAAAAGGAGGGACUGCUAAGAAAAUUAUGUGUUUACUCCGAAAUUGCAGCAGCAUCUCUAUUUAUUUACGUUCGUUCCUAUUUUUCUUGAUAGGGAGUAACCUAAUAACUGCUGCAAAUUUCUGUUUGAAUGGCAAAUUUGCCGUUGUUGGUACAUACGAUGGACGAUGUAUCUUUUAUGAAACAGAGGUAAGGCCCGUAUCGCUUUGUAUUUAAGAAUCUAGGUCUCGAAAUCGACGCUUUGUUUCAGGUUUCCCCCGGGAAAAUGAAUCCGCACUUUGUCUUCGUAACAAAGAGCUAAGCCACAGUCCGCCCAGCCUGAAAUGUUUUAGCCUCAAAGUGUCAAGUUUUAUCAUUAUCUCCGUCCUUUGCUAUCCUUGGUCAUUUUUUUGCUUAUUGUUGUUUCUGUUGUGUUUUUGUAUCUCACCAAAUUUACAAUCCGUGUCAAUCUUCUCCAUCCUAGACGAUCCUUUCUUCUUGGUUAGUUUUUGUUUCCUCUUUUGUGUUUUUUCUUAUCUUUCCAACUAAUAUUUUUUUGUUACUUAAAUCCUUGUUAAUCUUCAUCUUAAACCAAUCUGGCUCCUUUCCAAAUUUUUUGUUGUUUCAGCAUCUCUCUUUUCGUUCCUUUUUUAAUAACUUUUUCUUCCUUUUUUUUAUAACUUUUCCAAGAAUUUCAAGUUUGGCAUAGUUUUUAACAUUAUGAUAAUUCUCGUUUUACAGCGACUCAAAUAUCAUACACAGUGGCAAGUGCGAGCUGCCAGAAACAAGAAGGCUCGCGGCAGAAAGAUUAGCGGCAUUGAACCAAUGCCAGGGGAAGACAAGGUCUUUACAGUUGUAUUACUUACGCUUGAGUACAUUUUGAUUUAGUUUCAAACGUCAGCUGGGAUUGCUAAAUGGUUUCUCUUCACUUUGCUCUGUGAUUGGUUUGGAAAACUCGCGCCGGCCUUUAACAAAUCAGAUGCAAAACUUAAGCUAAGCGCGACUUGAUACUUACCCUUUGGUAAAUGUAUUUGUAUUUAAUAAUACACUUCCAGUUCUCAUUAGGUGCUUGCGAUGUAAUCAUUGUUCUCAGAGGCCAUCGUGACAAUCUUAAAACAGCGCUCGGUGGGAUAUGCUUUAACGUCUCGGAAAGUUUUCAAAUAAAUAAACAUGUUUUUUCUUGUUUCCUCUUCAGGUUCUUAUCACAUCAAAUGAUUCAAGAAUAAGACUUUACGAUCUCAAGGACAAUUCUCUGAACUGCAAGUACAAAGGUUGUGUAAAUACCAGCAGUCAGAUCAAGGCGGGUUUCAGGUAACAAACGCAGGAAUUUUUUCAUGUACGCACAAUUGUGUUAAUCUUGUUCAGCCGGAAAAAAACUAAUGAAAGGAAAUACAAACAAAGAAAGCAGCGAAAUCAGAGGAACUCUUGUGUAAUAAAAAUUAAAGAAGAGGAAUAAUCAUUGGUGUAACUGUUCUUCUUAUCUGAUCACUCAACUGCAUUAGCCAAUGAAAAAAGCGUAAAACAUGUCAUAAAUGACAUUACGAGCCAAUAAAAAGAAAUUUAAAGCACGUCAGCAGCGUCAAACUUUAAGAAAGGGGGUGGGGGAGGGGAAAGGGAUCAUGGCUAUGUCCAACAGACAAUGUUCUGAGAUAAGUAAACUGUGUGUAUAGACGAAUUGAAAAGUCGGUAAAGCUGAACUAAAAUAUUUCAGGAAUAUCCGACACAGCUAAAUAAUUACCUUUCGUGAUAAUUCACCGUCAAAUAUUCAGGAGAAACCCAAUGAAGAAUGUAAGGCAUACAGGGAAAACAAUUUACUGAUUUCUUGUUCUAUAUUUUGUAGCCAUGACGGUCAGUAUGUCAUUUGCGGCUCAGAGGAUCAUUUCGUUUACAUCUGGAGAACUCAACACGGAUUUCCUUCCUCCAGGCGGGACAAAAACGAGUUUUAUGAGAGUUUUUCAGGUGAGACAAAACUGUUGAAUGUUAAGAAUCUUUUCACGUGUAAAAUAUUCCGCUGAUGAAGACCAACUCUUAUUCAAUAAUGAAUAAAACGACUUUUUUGAACGUAACGGUUGAGCUGUGAGACCAAGUGUUGGGGAUCAUAGCUACAAACAAUCACAAAUUCCAAGGGGCCUCUUCAAGUCUUAAAUAUUUAUGAAUUAAAGUUUGAAUCAAGAAGAAAAACGUUUUACUUUUUAACGCAAAACCGCGUUGUUGAGCGCAUUUUCAGUCAAAUUUGCCACCAAUGAAGUACUUCAUUGACACUGUCUACAAAUUGCUAACGAACCAUUACAUGCAGUAUCCGUUGAAACUGUCCACUCUUAUCUUUUUUUUCUCCCAAGCCCACGCGGUUGUGGUGACGGCAGCAAUGUUUGCCCCAGUUCCCUGGCUAAUCGUUCCUCUAGACUCGAGCGUUCAUCAAACCACGACAGAGGUACUUGUGACCGCUGACUGGAGCGGUGCCAUCAAAUUGUUUGUGAACAGAUGACACGCAGCUGCCCUUAUUUGGAAUAUCGGUGGAAACUGUUUAGCUGGUCUAGAAAGUCCUCGUCACGUGGUUAUUCAAAUUCUCUGUCUAACAUGAUGGUCUACCCAGAUUGUGAACGGGAAUUACGUGACAACUUUCUUUGCGUAUCCUAGACGAACACCAGUGUACAGUGAUGUGGUAUCAUUUGCAGUUUAUUCUGCACUCGUUCUCAUUUUUUCUAUCUGGCACGCGGCACGGUAGUACGUUGGGUGAUGGGAAGAGGACUGAGAGAGAUGACUUCCAUCUCACUUUCUGUGGCUGUCACCCUACCCGUCGUGCCUCGCGCUCCCUUGCUGAUCCUGUUGGCCGCCGUUGCUAUGAAGACUUAGAAAAACAUAGGCUUUAUUCGGUCACUUUUCCGUGAAAGCAAACAGAUGAAAUAUUUGAAUACAAUAAUAUACUCAAGAUCCAGUAAACUCAUUCAAGUAAUGAAUCAAUUCUUUUUUGUUUGCUGGACUUGAGCUGUUGCACUACUCGUGCUAAAUUCGCCAAGAGAAAGGGAUAAGUCCUCCAAUAUCCAGGCUACUUAAGUCUCAGUCGAAAAAUUGUAAACAGACUUGAAUAUAAAGCAAUCGAGUGAAAAGCUCUCUUUUUUAAGCUGUGGAAAUUUAAAAAUUUUAAUUUGCCUAUCAAUCGACAGAGUUUUUUUUAUUUGGUUAAAUAUUUUUCCAGGUGGAUUCUGACAGUCGAUUGGGGAUGUAAGUUAUUUAAAAUUUCAAUACAGAUUCUAAAGCUAUGAUAAUUAAUGUUAUUAUAAACAAAGUGGUCGUAGCCGUAAUAUUAGACAUAUCAGAUAAUUUGUAAUUCUAUUUAAGAGUGAAUUGGCAGGGAAUCGAGGUUUAUUUGAAUUUUGAUCUGUUAUAUUUGUUUUCGUGUACGCGGGGAAAUGAACCGUGUAUCCCUGUGGUAGUUAUCGUGAUUAAAUGCUCUCACACAUGAACGUGCUUUGAGCUGAGUGUCUUCUAUGAAUUGUAUGGUAGUCUUGUGUACAAUUUCAAAUGUCUUAAAUCCAUUUCAAGCGGUUAAAUUUUGAUGAUCUGAAAGGUACUGAACCCAAUUCCUACAAUUACGUACAUGAAAAGAUCGACGUUUAAAUCGUUGACGGUUUUCAUAUCUUAUUUGGGUCGACCCAAGAAUUACGUCCUAGUUGUUUAACAUGGGAGGGUCGACUGGAAAACGACUCAACUUCAAACGUCCAACUUUUUAUGUCCUGAAGAUAGCCCAUGAAUAGGUAUAAUUUAUUUUUG
Pocillopora meandrina is the source of this 12122-nucleotide messenger RNA. The record is from the annotation of a GenBank genome assembly. Lineage: Eukaryota; Metazoa; Cnidaria; Anthozoa; Scleractinia; Pocilloporidae.